This is a messenger RNA of Arabis nemorensis, 348 nucleotides long. The record is from the annotation of a GenBank genome assembly. NCBI's taxonomy places the organism in Eukaryota, Viridiplantae, Streptophyta, Magnoliopsida, Brassicales, Brassicaceae.
AUGGGAUCGGUUUUGUUUGGAGGUCGUCCUGAGGUUCCUGCUUUCACUGCUGCAAUUGAGCAACAUCAGAAGCGAAACACCGAUACUAUCCUCGAUCACGCUCGUCAAAUUUGUGCUGAUAAAUCUGUGGAUGUGAAAAUCCAAGUGAUUGUUGGGGAUCCUAAGUAUAAGAUCUGCGAGGAUGCAGAGAAUUUGCAUCAACUCAAAGCAGGGGAGCCUUUGUAUGUGCUUUUGUGUUGUUGGGUUGCUGCAGUAGGUGCAAGGCUUCUGAAAUCUAAAGAGAUUCUUGAAGGUGUUACUAAGAUUUCUUUAGAGAACUAUGCUAUUGAUAUUGGUUUGCAAUCUUGA